AUGCAGGAGUGGCGAUGCCACCCUACCAAGCUGUCAGACAUAGAGUUGUACCUGAACGAGCGCAUUCUGGAGCUGAACACCAGCAACCGAGAGUUGACCUUCCAGGACCUUGAAGGACGAGAGCUUUGGAGGCUUCCAGCAGAGGGCCAGGUGACGCUCGAUCCAGAACUGCCCUUCAAAGCGAUGAUUCACCUCAGCCACUUGGACCGCUAUCCUGGCGGGGAGGCCAACCCUCUCCCUGCUGCUGGGGGAGAUUUUCGCCUGGUCGUGGAUGAGGGCCUUUUCCUCGACAGGCCAGAGAUCGUGGAGGCCAGGCAGCACCUUCAAGAAGAACAGCCUGCCUUGCGCUUCGAUAUGCAAAGUGGGUGGGCAGGGAAACCGUUCGGUCCUGAUCCCGGCGGCGGCAACUUGCGGCGCCCCGGAAGCACAAAGUGCUUCAAACUGACAUGCGAACAGGUAGCUUGGGUGCGUGCGUUUGGCACUACUGCUCGGCUGGGCCAAGGUGACUACAACUUCAGCUGCGGAGAGGGGAGGCAGCUGAUCGACAAUGCGACCUGGUACAGGCCGAGCACGGGAGGGGCUGCCAAGGCAAUGGGAAGCACUUAUGUGAUUCGCAAAGCACGGCGAGACGAAGAGCCGCUGCUUUUUGACUUGUGGUAUGCUUCUGUCCGGGCAACGCACAGCUUCCUUUCCGAGGAGGCAUUGGCUGAGAUUGCCGUGGAGGUGAAGACGAAGUUUUUGCCAAAUGUUGAGCCAGAUGUCAUUGUUGAUGAGACAGACAGGCCGAUGGGCUUCAUGGUCAUGACGGGAGACAGCAUCGAUGCACUGUUUGUUGAUGCGGCACACCGCGGCCAGGGUUUAGGGACCUUACUUAUGGAUGCUGCCAAGUCCGGACGGACGUCGUUAACCUUGGAGGUGAACGAACAGAACACUGCAGCAUGGAACUUCUACCGCCGGUGCGGUUUCGCGGACUCAGACCGGAAGGCCCAAGACGAUGCUGGCCGGCCCUUUCCGCUCAUCGUAAUGAAGUGGACAAGACAGCCAUCGGCGUCAAAGUACGCCUGCGAGUAUAGGUGUGCCGACCGAGACGCCUGCUCAGAGCUGGACAACGAGACCUGCUGCGAGGAUAUGCCGUCGACAACCAGCUCGACGACCACGGAAGCUCCGUGUGUUCUCAACGACACAAACUGCAGCAAUGAAACUGUUGAGCUUGGCCGGCGGCUCAUGGGCCGCAUGAGCCCUCCGAUGGACGUGACGAUUCUGGAGCCUACCUUUGACAUUCAGGUGCUGGCAUCACCCAUGUUUGUGCUUCCCAUCAAAGUCUGCGAGACGAGGUACCAGGAUUUGCACAACCGCACUGCAAGGAUCUACGUCAACCUUCAGGUUCCGGUGAACGUUCGCGGGCGGCGAGUGCCGCAGGAAUUCGAGGUCCACAUACCGCCGACAGCAGUGCAGGACAUGCUUGGCAACUUCCCGAAAGAAGCAGCCAUGAUAUCCUUCUCGCACGAUCUAGAAGCGCCUGAGCUGGAUGUGAAAGCCUGCCAUCCACCGAACAAUCGAAAUGCUACCGAGCAGGAGAUCAUCCAACUGAGCUUCACGGAAGAGAUCAAGGCUGGACAUGGCUUUUUCGAGCUCUGGGAUGUGGAAGAUCAGAGUGGACCUCGGUUUCGGGUCGACGUGCAGAGCCUUGCGAUGGAAAGCUCCGACUUUCCAGGGCGUGCUCUCAUCGAUGGCCGAGUGGUGACUUUGAUUCCCUCUGCCAUCUGUGAAGGCGCAUGCCAUGAUCUGACGGGAGCUACGUACGUACUUACCACCAGUGAGCCAGGAGUGUUGUAUGACAUGAUGGACAAUCCGCUGCCCAUGUUGGAUUCGAACGUCACCGGGCCCGGCAGUUGGAGGUUCGAUGUAGAUGAGAACGUGACACGUGCUCCAGAGAUCCUGCGGGCGACCCACAUGGUUGCGAUCAACUCAUCAACUCCUGAAACUCUGGUUACGGGCUUUCUGUACUUCACGCAGCGAGUUUAUCAGAACGGCUCUCUCCCCGGCACGACGCUGAUGCGAGAAGAUCUGAAAGUCUGGGAUUGUGGCACGAGCUUCGACUGCGACAACCUGCAGCCCAUGAACGACAGCGACACCGUUCUGAGCGUCUACGUGGAGCCCUGGGAUGCCAGCAGCUUCGUCUUGCUUCCGGGCCUUGUGGAGUUUCGAGUUGUUCUCCCGGACGAUCUGCCCCGCAGACUGAAGGUCGUCGUACCCCCGUACAGCUUCAUGGGUGCAGACAGCCGACCAGGCAGCUUGGCGGGGCCCCUUGCCCGGUACGAGCUGGAAAUCGACACCGGCGAGGAUCCCACUGUCGAUAUCGCGAGGCCAAGGGUGCUCCCUGAUGGCUGCUUCCCAGCGCCAGGGGCGCAGUAUGUGGCCGCCGACACGUCGAUCACGAUGUACUUCAGUGAGGAGGUCGUUGUGGGAACGGGCAGCCUCCUUUUCUGCGACGCGACGCGUUCACACGAGGAUCCCGAGCGCUGUUCUUUGGCAACCUUCGCGGACGGUUCCGCCGCAUCGCUGGACGUGCGCCGAUUCGCCGAUGUCCGGCGAAGGAUCGUCACCUGGCGGCUGCCGCAGGUCCUUGCCUUCGGCCAGAGCAUUCGGCUGGUGAUGCCGGAGGGCCUUUUCGUUGCAGAGGGCCGGCCGGUGGCGGCCGCGGCCUACCAUGGUGGGAGUUUCUCCAUCCAAGAGGGCGACAUCAUCCCUCCAGUGAUACUCGCUGUGCAGAUCACAGAAGAGCCGCACGGCACGGUGAUACUGAUGUUCUCAGAGGCUGUCAUGUUCGAGGGUGCGAUUGGCAACAGAGGAAUGCUUGAGCUGAUCGAUGCAGACUCCGAGGCCGAGCUCUACUACGAUGCGACGGUGGAGAGCAACCGGGUCACCAUCCAUGGCCCAUUCCAUCCAGGUCGCAGGUACUCUUUGCGAUCUUCUGCGUCCGCACUUCUCGAUCUGGCUGGCAAUCGAGCUCUCAACAUGCCCUUGCACCCUGAGAUUAUAGAAAUCAGCGAUGAUACGGAUGGUCCGGAGGUCGAGCUGCCGAUGCACCGCGAGAUACAGAUGCACGACACUUUCUCUGUUCGGUUUGAUGAAGCCGUACUGCCUGGGAACAGCUCCAUCAUGCUGGAGUCCAUGCCACCACCAUACUGUGGCAUCGGCUGCGGCAGGCACGAGGUCAGCUCUUGGUCCCUGACCGCACUGUGGCAUGUGCACUUCGAGGAGAACGGUGGCUUGCGCAGUCUUCUGCAGGUGGUGCCAGAGAGGCCGCUGCUUCCAGGAUUCACUUAUGCUCUCGUGGUUCCUCCAGAGUUGGCUAUUGACACAGUCGGCAAUGUCCAGUCCGAAGGGGCCUCCCACCAUUAUGUCGUAGCGUUGCAACGGGAUGUUACGCCGCCACAUCUCGUUGCUGCAAUGAUAGACGGCCGGGCUGCACCGACCAUCUUCGAUCAGGAUGCCUCAGCCAGCGGGCUGGAGCUGGUCUUCAGCGAGUCCCUGCAACCGCUCGACACAUCCGCCUCCCCACUUUUGCUGGUCCCGGACAACGGUGGAGAUCGCUGCAGCGGGAAUGGUGCCUGUAUGCCACGCAGGAACUGCUCGUUUCCGUGCAGCUUCAUACCAGCGAGCCGGUCAGUCGCCAUUCCAGCAGCCAGCUUGGAAGUGAGGGGGGCCGUCGUCAGCGUGGAGCUGGCGCACUUGCCGUCGUUGGAGUAUGGCCAUGGCUACAGGUUGCACGUGCUGGAAGAUCUAUUUCUGGACAUGGCUGGCAACGCAGGUGUUUCCGCAGAACGCAGCGGACCAGCUGUGUUGGUUUUCGAGGUGGCAAACUCCGAGGAUGAAGCUGCAGAUGAUCCGGAGAUCGUGGCGACCUUUCCGGCAGAUGGAGAGCUGAUGGUUCCGCAAACCUCGGCCUUGCAGAUCACGUUUGACAGGCCCAUCCAGGUGGGUUCGGGAGACUUUGUCCUCGUGCCAACGAGGGAACUCAAUGGGAGUGUGUAUGGCAACCGAGGGCAGAAUGCCUCCCGAAGUGAUGAGCACCAGCAUGAUGUCGACGAUGAGAACAACAGCGAUGACAACCAGAGUACCAGAAUGUGGGGAGACGACAGCUCCGCUGGUCCAAUGCGCCCGAACUUCACGACAAUGGCAGAUGCAGUGAUGAUCCCGGCAGCACGCUGCCAUGCUUCACAUGCUACGGUGACCUGCCUUCCCCCGGCUCUUCCUCGUGGGAUGGAGUAUGCCAUUGGCUACACGCACGGAGCACUGCAGGUCCAGGGCCGGCCUGUUGCAUCGGGGCCUCUCGGGCGUCUGCCUUCCUUCCAGGUCAUUGACCGGAGCUACAUGUUCCUCAGGGUCAACGCAGUCUUCCCAUCGGGAAGACAGGCCAUGUCAAAGCGUGACGAAGACGAAGACGAGCGGCAUGGAGAGCAUGGGCCGCCUCGGCCGUCUCGUCGUCUCAGUCACGGUGAAGAUGGUGAAGACGACGAUGAGGCCUUCGCACUCAGCCCGAAGCCCCAAUGGUAUGCUGCAAAAGGGGCCACCAUGGCAAUCAACUUCUCGGCUCGAGUCCAGUUUGGGGCUGGACGACUACUGAUUGUGGACUGCUCUCCGGGCAACGCCUCGAGGUGCUUCGAUGGCAUCUCAGAGUUGGUGUCAGAUGAAGAAGUUAUGGGCAUCGAGGUCACAUCUGACGUCGCUGCGGAGCACAUCCUUCUUGAUGGCAUGCAGGCCUUGCUGGUGUCCUCGGGGCUGCGGCCUGGCAGGCUUCAUGCCUUGCGCAGCCACGUGCUGGGAGUCUUCCGGGACGAGGACGGGAACCCUCUGCUGCCUUUGACUUCCGGCCUCGAGUUUUGGGUCCAGCCAGACGACAGCCGCUUUCCGGAGAUCCUGCUGCAGGUGCCGGCACACAUGGGCCAUGCGGCCACCGACAGCAACAUUACGUUAUUCUUCAACGAAGACCUGCAGGCGGAUGUCAAUGGCACCAUAAACAUCAGCGAUGGUAUGCAGGAGGAAAUCAUCGCCCUUUCCGCCCCGAGCAAUUUGCCUGGGGUGGGCUAUGUGCUACUGCAGGGCUCCAUGGUUGUCAUCAACCCCGCGAUGGACUUCGGCCUGGACCGAGAGGUGACGGUCACCUUCGAGCACGGGAUCUUUCGCGACUUUGCCGGCAACCCUUUCAGAGGGUUGCGGGAGGGUGAGUAUGUCUUCCACUCGGCACCUUCGGCGUUUUCGCUGAUCGCUCCGUAUGUGCGCUACCCCAAUUUCCGUGAGCCGCGCUUCACUCCAAGGGCCGGUGCAAUGCUGCACCACGUCCAUGGCACCUUCCUUCUCGUCGGGGGCGAGUCCGAAGGCUUUUGCCUGGCCGAUACCUGGGUCUCUGAGACUGGUGUCGACUGGACACAGGUCGAAGGCGUGAUUUCCCAGGACUCUUUGGGGCUUGCCUUUCUCCAAAGCACACAUGAGUAG
Messenger RNA from Symbiodinium sp. CCMP2456, 5499 nucleotides. Lineage: Eukaryota; Dinophyceae; Suessiales; Symbiodiniaceae. The record is from the annotation of a GenBank genome assembly.